AUGCAGAUAUUGAAAGCAGAGAUUUCUAUUAUCCAGAAUGUUAUUUUGCAAAUUCUUGAUAAUUAUUCCUUAAAUGACUUACUAAAAAUAACCAAAGAAGAUUUGAAAGAAGUAGACAAAGAGUUAAUAGAACAAUUGUUUAAACUAAUUAAAGAAAAAGUUAGGAAGAAAUUUGCUUCUUCAGAAGAAGAUGAGGGUGCAUCACCUUAUGGUUACCCCACGACCCCUACUACUCCCAGCACACCUCAUUACUCAAACACCAGAUAUGAUGAAAUGUCUCCUCUGAUACAUCAUCUUCCUGGUGCAGUGCCUAAUGUUCACAAUUAUCAGAAAACUUAUGGAGGAGGCAGUGGUAUGCCACCAAUUAAUUUCUUGGGUAAUGCAGGAGGUGUUAAUAGCAAUCCACAACCUUCCUCUGCAUCAGGUGGAUCAAAUACCACUACAUCAUCAAAGACUGGUAACAAUAAUUCAGACUUGAAUCCUCAAGGCCAAUACAAAUCUUAUCAGGAUAAAACUUCUGCAUCAGGCCAACAACAGUCUUCGGGGGUUGGUCAAUCUGGUGCAAUACAGCAUCAACAACAAUCUAGCACUCCCAAUUAUUAUAGUCAACAACAAGCUCAACAAGUGUUUAAUAGUUAUCAAUAUCUACAAAACCAUCAAUACCACCCUCAUCAAGCACAUCAUCAAGGUGCCAGAAAUCGUAGUCAAUACUGGAAUCAAAAUUAA
Messenger RNA from Entrophospora sp. SA101, 726 nucleotides. NCBI's taxonomy places the organism in Eukaryota, Fungi, Glomeromycota, Glomeromycetes, Entrophosporales, Entrophosporaceae. The record is from the annotation of a GenBank genome assembly.